This is a messenger RNA of Cryptococcus wingfieldii CBS 7118, 1683 nucleotides long. Its product is annotated as MFS transporter. Gene Ontology annotation, cellular component: membrane. Gene Ontology annotation, biological process: transmembrane transport. NCBI's taxonomy places the organism in Eukaryota, Fungi, Basidiomycota, Tremellomycetes, Tremellales, Cryptococcaceae. The transcript is spliced from 8 exons. The coding region runs from base 1 to 1683 and encodes 560 amino acids. Gene Ontology annotation, molecular function: transmembrane transporter activity. The record is from RefSeq and is a predicted model, not a curated record.
AUGAACACCAGCAAUGAUCUGAAGAGCAGCGUGGCCCUUGCGUCUCCCCAGGAAGGUCAACAAAGUACCACGAAGGAUCUACCUGGGGAGAUCGUAGCCAACGGCCAUCAAUCUUCAUCGACACGUCCCACAUCUCACCCUCCCUCCAAAGAACGCCCGUCCUCCAGCUCUGCCUCCCAAAGAUCCCUCGAUCAUGCUAGGCCCGACCCCGAAGAACCAUCCCCCGAAGAUUUACCGCCAUCUCAACACUAUCUUGACGGCAGAGGCAACUUGUUCCGAGUGACCUUUAUCGGAGUGGCUUGUGCUACGCAGCUCUUUGCCCAAGCGGGGACGGGCCUGAUCAUGGUACCGUUAUAUGUCAUUGGGCCUGCUUUGGGGACGGUGGAUCCAGGGCAGCUGAGCUGGAUGGUAGCGAGCUAUGGUAUGACUGUGGGGAUGUUUCUUGUUGCUGCCGGGCGUCUAGGGGAUCUCUACGGCCCUAGACUAUGGUGGUCCAUCGGUAUCGCAAUCAUGGUCGUAUCGAACAUCGGCUCAGGGUUUUGCAAAAGUCCCAUUCCUUUCGACAUUACCCGUGCCAUAAACGGGAUCGGGUCAGCUUUGUCUUUACCUAAUGCUAUCGCCAUACUUGGACGUACCUACCCGCCUGGGCAGGCAAGGAACGUGGCGUUCGCGAUGUUGGGAGCGCUGGCGCCUGCCGGGUUCUGGGUCGGAGGGCUGAUCGGGGCACUGUUUGGGCAGUUGGUGAGCAUGGGAUGGAUAUUCUGGUUUACCGCCAUCCUCAUGACGGUUUUCCUUGUCGGUGGCCUCUUGAUCCUUCCUCCAGACGAACCCCAUCGCAACCCCUCCGAAAGGGUCUUCGACUACCUUGGCGCUCUUCUCCUCGCUUUGGGCCUCGGUCUUUUCAAUUUUUGCUGGAACCAAGCCCCCGUAGCUUCAAGAAGAUGGAGUGAACCCUACGUCUACGCCCUCUUUAUCGUCUCUUUCGUCUUUUUUGGGGCAUUCUUGUGGUGGGAGAGGAGAAUGGGCAAGAACGCUCUGGUCCCCGUGGAAGUCUUGACAAGAGACAGUCUGCUGGUAUAUCUGUGCUUGUGGCUUGGGUGGAUGAGCUUUGGUACUUUCUUGCUGUAUACUACACUAUUUAUACGAAACAUCCGUAAUCAUCAUGACCCUCUCACCAUCGUGGCAGAGAUCAUCCCUAUUGUGCCUGGAGGCAUGUGUGCUGCCAUGCUUGUCCCCGUGCUCAUUCACCGUAUCCCCGGCCACUUCAUCUUCCUCGCCGCCAUGUUCUCCUUCGUCGUCGGCAACCUGCUUGCCGCCACCGCCCCUACAAACUCGACAUACUGGGGCAACACCUUCUUCAGCUGCGUCCUUGUCGUCUUCGGGCCAGAUCUGAGCUUCAGUACCGGCCAGUUGAUCGUUAGCGACUCCGUUUCGAAAGAGUUUCAGGGGAUUGCGGCCGGGCUCGUGAGCAUGAUCACCAACUACUCAUUGUCCAUCGGUCUCGGUAUGACAGGUACCGUCGAGUCAUACGUCAGGGGAUCAGGGACGUCGACGCACGAUAUCCUCAAAGGCUAUCGCGCUGCAUUCUACUUUGCAACGGGGCUUGCGGCGCUGGCGACGGUGGUCGUGGCGUUGUUUGUGAGGAUGGGGAAGCAGGACAAGCAUCAGGGUGAGAAGCAUUAG